AGUGAGCUCAGUCGAAGUUAACUCCAAAAAAGCAAACUCCAAUCGAUUCAAAAUUUUAAACAAAAAUCACAAUGCGCCAAUUUUUUUCACAAAAUCUGAAUCACAUUACAUAGAUUUUGAAUCUUAGACCGGCAAUACCGAUCGUUAUUCAUUAAUUUACUCGGGUUCAAUUUAUUUUUUUCCAAACCCUAGAAAUAAGAAGAAAUUAAACCCCGAAUCAGAAAACAAGAAAUUCAUUUCUCAUGGCACAAGGUAACUCCUAUGAAGAAGCACGGAAACAACGAUUACAAGACAAUAAGAGACGGUUUCAGGAAUUGGGUGUUUUAAAGAUAGCAAACAGUCUUUCAGAUGUUAUCAAAGACAAAAACAACACUAAGAGGAAAUAUCAAGUGAGAUCAAAGACAGCUCCAGUGAACCCUGAUUUAGUGAGACGCUCAUCACGUCCUCGAAGUCAAGUUACUUACUACGGGAGAAUAAAAUGCAAAACAAGCUUCAUAGCAGAACGAUCUGACACACUGAAGCGUGCCAAGAGCUUUCAAAGUGGUUUGCUGUCUAGAAACCCAUCUUUUGUUAAAUCAAUGUCACUUUCAAAUGUGUCCGGGAACUUUGGUCUGAAUAUACCAGCGGAAAUCUGCAAAAAUCACCUUCCCAAGGAACCAAAAGUGAGAAUUAUGUUAGAAGAUGAGGAUGGUUCAGUGUAUGAGACAAACUACUAUUGGGUAACUAGGUAUAUUACUACUGGAUGGAAAACAUUUUCUAUGGAUCAUAAGUUGGAUUUCGGUGAUGCCCUGGUAAUUGAGCUUACUAAGCCAACAAGAUUUAAGUACAUAUAUUUAAAGUUUCCAACGACAUUGGUGAUAUGAAGGUCGAUGAGACGAUCAAAGCUGGAGAAAGUAAAUCUUCCAAGACAGUGGAUGCUGAACAAAUCUGCCACCAGUUGUAACUCAAAGAAAGCUGAAAACUGUGAUGCAGAAAUCAGUUAACACUAGAUCGUUGCUUAAUCCGGAGAUUAAUUUUUUGCGAAAGAACUCGGACAACAAAAGCUAAACUGGACUGCAGAAGGGAAAUUUUGACAAAAAAAUGUCGCAGCAAGAUCCUUUUGGUCAGUAAAAAAUAGUACCCCUAGGACUCCUAGAACAAUCCAUCUACUUACUAACGGCUAUAAUUCUAUGUAGUUAUAUUAUGUGUACAGCGUACAAUGUUAUUCUGAAUAUUUGAAUCUGAACACUCCAGUGAAUCAUUGCAUACUUUCGUUGGAACCUUGUUGGGAAAAUGCAGAAAGUGACCAUUGUUCUGUGAAUCUGCAUCACCAAUAGCUACCUUCUUUAGCCGUAGAACUAUGCUGAGGCCUGGCCUGCACGGCAUCGGCCAAGCAGUCUCUCCUUGAAGUCACUAGAUCGUAUCCCAGGCUGACCAUCUAAAAUUAGCUUACUUUUUGGAAGUAGCGGCUAAAAUGUGAAGCAUUACAAAAGAGAAAAUAGGUAUGCUGGCGACAUUUUCUUCAAGUUGGUUUUUUAAGCUAAGAGGAAACCGUUUCAGGGGUAGCUUCGGUAAUUUAAUUUCCAACUUGAAAACCUAAAGACACCAUCCCAACUUCACUCAGUUCUGCGCCUCCUUCUGUGCUACUCGCUCUUCUUCCUUCUCCACUGCACACCGCCGCCAUCUUCAUCUUCUCUUCUAACAACACCACCACUAUUAUCUUCUGUACCACCACCACCACCACCACCACUUAUGAAUGGCUUAUCAAUGGAAUAUGG
Papaver somniferum (opium poppy) is the source of this 1757-nucleotide messenger RNA. RefSeq names its product B3 domain-containing protein Os05g0481400-like. The transcript has 6 exons. Bases 243 to 863 code for a protein of 206 amino acids. The record is from RefSeq and is a predicted model, not a curated record. NCBI's taxonomy places the organism in Eukaryota, Viridiplantae, Streptophyta, Magnoliopsida, Ranunculales, Papaveraceae. Gene Ontology annotation, molecular function: DNA binding.